Molecule: messenger RNA, 2774 nt
Organism: Ziziphus jujuba (common jujube)
Lineage: Eukaryota; Viridiplantae; Streptophyta; Magnoliopsida; Rosales; Rhamnaceae
Product: pentatricopeptide repeat-containing protein At2g32630
Exons: 2
Coding region: 148-2007 (619 amino acids)
Molecular function (GO): protein binding
Source: RefSeq, a predicted model, not a curated record
UCGAGUUUGAACGGCUGGGAUCUUGUCUUGGUUUCAGCAGUGGGACCAGAUCGAGAUACCCGCCAAAACCAACGUCUAAAAAUCAUCUGAGACUGAGACAGACUAGGGCUUGCUUCUAAUGCUUCGAUUCUUCGACAAACAAAAACAAUGGCGUCGUCGUCGUCUCAGAACGUCUUCAACACUUUGAGGAAGGUCUUCCCCUCGUACUCUAUUUCUUUGACCAAUCAAGAGAUCGCUGAGAAGAUAGCUAAAACCCUUAUCAAUGGAGGUCUCAAGCCCCUCGAAACUACUCCAUAUCUGCUGUUCAAUCUCAAUUCCCAAAUUACCCAACUUGUUCUCUCCAACCCACGUGUUCCACCUCAUUCUGGUUUGAUUUUCUUCAAUUUUCUGCGAAGGAAUCAAUCCCUCGCUUCCUACAGGCCCGAUCUUCAAGCGCAUGUCACGCUUAUUUACAGGCUCUAUGAAGCUCGAAAGUUUGCCCAGUUGAAGAACAUGGUGAAUUGUAUGGUGACCUGUGAUUAUUUUCGAUGCUCGGUUUCUGGGAUUGUUGCUUCUUUUGAGGAUGGAUAUAAAAACAACUCUAAAUUUGCUGAAAAAUUGUGCGAUAUGCUACUCAGGGUCUAUGCGGAUAAUAGAAUGUUUGACGAGGCUUUAUGUGUUUUUCACUACAUGGAUCAAAAGGGAUUUGAGAUUGAAGAAAGAUCUUGCUUUGUGCUUUUGCUUGCUCUGAAGAAAUCUGAUCGGAUGGACUCAUUUUUCGGCUUCUUUGAUCGGAUGGUUCAAAAGGGUGUUGAAAUCACUGUAUAUUCAUUAACGGUUGUGAUCGACGGGCUGUGUAAGAGAAGAGAGGUUGAAAAGGCAAAGGCUUUGAUGUGUAAAUUGGCUGGUAGAGGGAUUAAACCCAAUGCUUUUGCUUAUAAUACGCUGAUGAAUGCAUAUAUUGAAAGGAACAAUUUUGAAGCCGUCCACGAAAUUUUGAGCUUGAUGGAUAAAAAUCAUGUGGGCUAUAAUGCAACGACCUAUACCAUCUUAAUUCAAUGGUAUGCCAGCUCUGGUAAGUUUGAAGAGGCCGAGAGGCUGUUUGAGGAGAUGUGUAAUAGAGGGAUAGAACCGGAUAUUCAUUUUUAUACUUCAUUUAUCAAUUGGACUUCUAAAUUUGGAAAAAUGAAAAGGGCACUUGAGCUGUUCGAUGAAAUGACUGAGAGAGGCCUUGUUCCAAAUGCUUACACUUAUGGGGCUUUAAUCAAUGGUUUGUGCAAGGCAGGGCAAAUGGAGGCAGCGGGAAUGUUAGUAAAUGAGAUGCAAAGUAAAGGAAUUGAUGCAAAUCAGGUGGUUUUUAAUACAUUGAUGGAUGGUUACUGCAAAAAGGGGAUGAUAAAUGAUGCUUUGAGGCUGCAGAUUGUUAUGGAAGAGAAAGGUUUCAAGCCCGAUGUGUUUUCUUUCAGCACCAUUGCUAGUGGAUUGUGCAGAUUAAAUCGGAACAACGAAGCAAAGACAUUGUUGCUUACAAUGGCAGAAAGGGGGGUGGCUCCAAAUUUAGUGAGUUUCACUACCUUGAUUGACAUAUAUUGCAAAGAAGGAAACUUUGUUGAGGCAAAGCGCAUAAUUCAGGAUAUGGAAAAGAAAGGAGAGAAGCCAAAUAUCGUUACAUAUAAUACUUUAAUUGAUGGGUACAUUAAGCAAAGAAAAAUGAAGGAAGCUUAUAAGCUAAAAGAUGAGAUGGAAGACAAAGGAAUAAUGCCAGAUUCGUAUACAUACACGUCGCUUGUUCAUGGGGAAUGUGUUGCCGAGAAGGUGGAUGAGGCACUGAAAAUGUUUAAUGAAAUGCCUCGGAGGGGUUUAACUAGGAAUGUAGUUACUUACACAGCAAUGAUUUUGGGUUUGUCUAAGGAAGGUAGAGCAGAUGAAGCCUUUAAUUUGUAUGAUGAUAUGAUAAAAGCAGGACUUACACCUGAUGACAGAGUUUAUUCUUCACUAGUGAGUAGCCUUCAUACAACCAAGCCUUAGGUUUAAAGGGUUCUCAAUGGCAUGAAGACUAUGUCUUUAAUCUAUUCUUUCCAUUACAUGGAAAGGAAAUGGAUCAAUUUGUCCUACUUUGCCCACUAAUUUCAAACGUGUGCAAUCCAAAAAAGUUCGGAAAGUAGGUAGUUUUGCAGUGAUUAUGAUAGGGAAAAUCCUACUUAUGAAAUUCUAUGAUGCAGCUUCCUCUAACCUAAAAAAGGGAAAGCUAAGUAAAAGGAAUAUCGGUAUUGGUAUUUUUGCUGUGGAGUUGGUAAAUACAUAUGAUUACAGAUUUCUUUCUGGGGAACCUCCUCCUUAUAGCCCUUCUGAAAGUUAUUAAAAUAGUUCGCAAGGUCCCGUCUUACUUCAUGUGUAAUGUUUAAGAGUAUGUUACCUCUUCAUGUCUUCAGAGCAUCCAGAGCAAAUUUGCUGUUACAUACAGGGUUUGGAGGUGACAAUCACUUUCAAAUUCCAUGAUGAUCAAGGGAUGAGAGGCAUAUGUGGUUCUUAUAAAGGCCCAAGGCAAUGGCACAGAAGCGGCGUGUAGAUAUUGUUUAUGGAAUAAGAAUGCUUCACGGGCACCAUGAUCUUCAAUCCCAUUAGUUUGUAUUUUCCUUUUAUUUUUUUCCAAAGACUAACUAGAAUAUGGCCAACCGAACCCUUCAGUCUCCAAGAGAAUCGCAUGUCAAAGCAUUCUUUUCUGUUUCCUUGACUCUUAUCUUGUGUUUCUUAAAAGCACUUGUCAGAUAUAAAACGAAUGUUGCGUUUCUUAA